ACAAUAUUCUUCCUUUUCCUACACGUUUCUCAAUGUGUGUGUUCAUUUGUGUCUGUUAUUUUUAAUUUUUUCAUCUAAAUUUUUACCAAAAUUUUUGAUUAAAAAUUUAAAUUAACUCAAUUUUUCAAACUGAAUCAAUCAUGGUUCGAAUGAAUGUUUUGGCUGAUGCCUUGAAAUCGAUAAAUAAUGCAGAAAAACGUGGUAAACGUCAAGUACUAAUUAGACCAUCAUCCAAAGUGAUUGUCAAAUUCUUGAACGUUAUGGUCAAACAUGGCUAUAUUGGUGAAUUUGAAAUUGUUGAUGAUCAUCGUGCGGGUAAAAUUGUCGUCAAUCUAACCGGACGAUUAAAUAAAUGUGGUGUGAUUAGUCCAAGAUUCGAUGUACAGCUGAAAGAUCUGGAAUCAUAUACACGUAAUCUAUUGCCAUCACGUCAAUUUGGUUAUUUAGUGUUGACCACAUCGGGCGGUAUUAUGGAUCAUGAGGAAGCACGUCGUAAACAUCUUGGUGGCAAAAUUUUAGGCUUCUUUUUUUGAAAACAAAAACACUACAUAAACACAAAAAAUAUUGACAAAAAAAAGUUCAUUUUUUUCUAAAAAAA
Messenger RNA from Dermatophagoides farinae (American house dust mite), 598 nucleotides. RefSeq names its product small ribosomal subunit protein uS8. The record is from RefSeq and is a predicted model, not a curated record. Gene Ontology annotation, molecular function: structural constituent of ribosome. Gene Ontology annotation, biological process: translation. NCBI's taxonomy places the organism in Eukaryota, Metazoa, Arthropoda, Arachnida, Sarcoptiformes, Pyroglyphidae. Gene Ontology annotation, cellular component: ribosome.